AGUUCGACCACUCUUUUUCAUAGACUCAGUUGAGCUUCUGUGAGCUCUAGCGUUUAGCUAGCUAGUCCCAUCUUUUCGACAAUCCAGGGCGCAACAGGUUUCUAGCUAACGUUAACUAGCUAGUCAGCUGGUUAAUGAUUGCUAACUUCUAUCAACAUUGUUUGAUCAGCUACAUGUAGAAGACAUCACCGCUAAAUUACAUAUCCACAACUUCACAAGCAUACAGGGAGAACAACUAAACACAGGAAGUCCUGUUGACAUCACCUCCUAUCUGCGGCGGCUAUGUCGUGCCGGGACAUCCACGCCACCAAUGCCUUCUCCUUCAUCAUCGCCUUCAUCUCCGUGGGCGGCAUCGCUGUGGCGGCGCUGAUACCACAGUGGCGAGUGACACGACUUGUCACCUUCAACAAAAACGCCAAGAACAUCAGUGUCUAUGAUGGCCUGUGGGCCAAGUGUGUGAAACAAGAUGGCUACUCUGGCUGCUACUACUACGACUCAGAGUGGUAUUCUAAAGUGGACCAGUUGGACCUGCGACUGCUCCAGUUCUGCCUGCCGACUGGGCUACUGUUUGGCUCCCUGGCCCUGGUGCUGUGUAUGGCAGGCAUGUCUAAGACAUGCUGCUGCUCUGAUAAGGCUGAGACAGACAUCAAGAGUACCCGUUGUCUGGUCAACAGCGCAGGCUGCCACCUAGUGGCCGGGAUGUUCCUGUUCCUGGGCGGUGCUAUCGCCCUGGCGCCCUCCGUGUGGUUCCUGUUCCGGACCAAAGAGAUGAACAUCAAGUAUGACCGCAUCUUCUCAGACGGGUUUGCGGUCUACGUGGCCAUCGGCUGUUCCGGCGGCCUCAUGCUCGCCGCCCUGCUGAUGUUCAUGUGGUACUGCAUGUGUAAGAAGCUACCCUCUCCCUUCUGGCUGCCUCUCCCCACACUUCCUAACUCCCUCUCCACCCAGCCCCUCACAGCCAACGGGUACCCCCCCUCCCCUGUCUACGGACCCCCUCAGACCUUCCCUCCACAGGGGUACGUCCCCACUGUGAUGGAUGCCCAGCCCUACGCUCCCUCCCAGGGCUACCCUCAGAGCGUAGCCCCACUGGCCCAGCAGCCUCAGCAGGUCUAUAUGUCCCAGAUGUCAGCCCCGGAUGGGUAUGGGUCAGAGGUGGGGCACAACCAGGCCUACAGCUAUGCCCCGUCCCAGAGUUAUGCCCCCUCUCAGGUGGGCUAUGCCCCCAGCUACAUAGGCCACCGCUACUCCACACGCUCACGCAUGUCUGGCAUAGAGAUAGACAUCCCUGUUCUAACACAAGGCCUCUGAGGGAGGGAGGGCUGCUGCAAGAACACUGAGUCAUGGUUCCAUUUAGCUGUCCUGUCUCCUGUAAAGGGUGUGUACUGUCAGUGAAGGAUAUGACUGUUGGUCAGUCUGCACUAGAAAUACAACUGUGCGUCACUCAACCAAGCACUGCACUGUUAGACACAGUUUAGUAUGCAGGCUCCACAUCUGGUGAAAGGACACCAGAGAUCCCCCAUAAUGAAGUCUGAAUUCACUGUUAUAUUUUGAUAGAAAAUAUUGUUUUCUAAUUGCACCUAUUUGUACAUCUAAUGUAAAUCUGCUUGAAACCUCAUAGCAUUUCUACACUGUGUAUAUUGUGUUCACUAAUAUUUCAACUGCUAAGAAAUGAACUAAACUGUACUUUAACUGUGAGGUAACUUGUGGUAGUGAGGUAAAAGGGAGUGACACUAACUGGCUGUGAUGUCUUUGUUGUGCCUGUUUAUUAUUGGUCUGUUAAGAAAUACUACUGCUGUGCCUUGUUCAGAACAGCCAUAUAACAUUGCUUAGUUAUUCUGUUUUUGUAUUAAUACUGUAAUAUGUUACUGUUUCUUUUGUUCUGCUAGUUUUCUACACGUGCUGUUUUUGGGCAUUGGAGAUAUUAUAAUGCUGUAACAUGUGAGAUGACAUGGGAAUGUCUUAAUGACCCAUCAACAGUACAGUAGUGGCUCUAAGGCCAUGACUUUUUAUAUGUACACAUAAAUUAGAUCAUUUUGUCUCUAAUUCAUAUAUCAUGAUGCCACCGUACAUCAAAUGUAUAAAGCCCUUUUUACAUCGGCAGAUGUCACAAAGUGCAAUAUCAUGAAGGUAGUUGUUGACCUGUCUCCUUGUUAAGGUGCCUGGGAGAUAUGAUUGAACCAGAACACAUACUGCUCCGUCUGCUACUCAGACCAAAGGAACGUCAAAAUGAACAUCUUAUUUUAGCUCCGGAACACUGCCAUCUGUCGCCUGUCAAAUUGUAAGUCUACACUGAGCUCCUGAGUGGCGGAGCAUCUCAGUGCUAGAGGUGUCACUACAGACCCUGGUUUGAUUCCAGGCUGUAUUGCCAUGAUUGGGAGUCCCAUAGGGCGCCGCACAAUUGGCCCAGCAUUUUCCGGGGUAGGCCGUUAACUGACUUGCCUAGUUAAAUAAACUGUCAUUAAUUUCACAUGAAGGGGAGGGGGGGGUUCACUACACGGUAACAUCACAUUCCAUUGGCUGUGCUGGUUCUAAAAUGGUAGAACACUGACAAUGCACUGGGCCUCUUAUGAUUCUACGAUUUCUGUUGCAUUCUAUCCCUAAACACUAGUUUUGACCAAACUGUCCUCUAACUCGUGUGUUGAUUUAAUCUUUAAUACCCUUUAUCAGCCGUAACGUCUCUGACAUGCUCUCUCUGUUGCAGUGCUGCAUGUACAGUCUAAUGUUCUUAUCUCUAUGGAAAAUGUCUUUGUUCACCAGACCUUUUUCUCAAUAAAAUUUGUAUCUAAUUAAA
Messenger RNA from Oncorhynchus tshawytscha (Chinook salmon), 2791 nucleotides. RefSeq names its product claudin-12-like. Bases 283 to 1308 code for a protein of 341 amino acids. The transcript has 3 exons. The record is from RefSeq and is a predicted model, not a curated record. Gene Ontology annotation, cellular component: plasma membrane. Lineage: Eukaryota; Metazoa; Chordata; Actinopteri; Salmoniformes; Salmonidae.